Darwinula stevensoni is the source of this 323-nucleotide messenger RNA. NCBI's taxonomy places the organism in Eukaryota, Metazoa, Arthropoda, Ostracoda, Podocopida, Darwinulidae. The record is from the annotation of a GenBank genome assembly.
GGGAAGGGAGAGAGGGAGCGCGCCCCAUGGAGUCCAUCUCGGCCUGCCUCGCUCGUCUCUCGUCCUCCCUUUGCUUCAGUGGGGAGGAUGCCGUGCUCUUCUUCACUUCUCAUAGAGGAGCGGGGAGGGUGUCGAUGUGGUACUUGCUGUACCGCGAAAUGGCCGCAUUGUGCCUCCUCGUCUCCUUCCUGAUCGUGCUGGAAGACUGGCCGAAGCCCACGUGGACGAACCUGGCCUUCUGGACGGACGCGGCCGUCUGCCUGGACGCGUGGAUUCAGUUCCUCUUGGUCUGGUGGGGCAAGAAGCGCGAUCUUCGCGUCGCC